Molecule: messenger RNA, 1235 nt
Organism: Paramuricea clavata
Lineage: Eukaryota; Metazoa; Cnidaria; Anthozoa; Malacalcyonacea; Plexauridae
Source: the annotation of a GenBank genome assembly
AUGGGUCCUGGAAAAAAUGAGUCACACAUUAGUUAUUUUGCCAAAACAUUACAACAGGAUGAUGAGAAACUCUGCAACUUGGAUGUGCUGGGGUUACAAGAUCACCCUAUGGGAGACCAAAAUAUGGUGCAUGAAGAAUUUAAAGAGUCGUUGCAAAGGAACCCGGAUGGAAGUUAUAUCACCUGUCUGCCAUGGAAAGCAGUACACCCACCACUGAAAGAUAAUGCGACUAGUGCCAAAGCUCGUUUGGGAAGAUUACUUAAGAAGAUGUAAAGAGACCCGGACUCUUUGCUGGAAUACCACAACAUUAUUCAAGAUCAAUUCAAUCAAGGAAUCGUUGAGCCAGCACCGGAUGUGCCAACGGGGGAUAACGUCUUUUAUCUACCACAUCGACGAGUGAUAAAAGAGUCCGCUGAAACUACGAAAAUGCGCAUAGUCUACGAUGCCUCCUCUCGUGAAACUGCUCAAGCUGCUUCUCUUAAUGAUUGUUUUGAGACAGGCCCACCGUUGCAGACUCUCUUGCACAACGUCGUCGUGAUAAAUCGUUUGUGUCCGAUUGGGCUGACUGCUGAUGUGAAACAAGCCUUCCACCAAAUAUGGAUCAAACCUAAAGAUCGUGACGUCUUCCGGUUUUUCUGGAUUUCUGACCUGGAUCACAAGGACAUUGUGGUUGUGUUUCUAGUCCGUUUUUGCUUGGGGCAACAUUGCAAGAACAUUUGAACACUUUGGAACAGAACUACCCAGGAACUGUAGCUGAAUUAAGAAAUGAUCUUUAUGUUGAUGAUGUAAUUAGUGGCGGCACAUGCGAGCAAGAGGUGGGGAAGAUCAAAGAGGAAGCCAAAGAGAUCUUUGACCAGGGAAGCUUCACACUUCACAAGUGGCAUUGCUCUGUAGUCAGUUUAGAAGAACCAGAGAACAAUGACUCGGAACAAACAUACGCGAAAGAAAGUCUCGGAACAAAGACUGCCGAAGCGAGAAUGUUGGGAUUGAAAUGGAACAAACUAAAGAACACUUUAGCUGUUGAUUUUACAAGUUGUAAGGCAACGCAGGAAUACACAAAGAGAGGAAUCUUGAGGGCUAUGGCAAAGGUUUACGAUCCUUUGGGGAUGGUAUCUCCUGUCAUGUUGGAAGCGAAACAUAAACCGAAUUGUCUGCGAGAAAAAAUUACUAUGGGAUGCACACAUGGAAAAGGAGAUGGAAUUAAUUUGGCAUCAGUGGCUAAAGAAAUUGCCUGA